This is a messenger RNA of Myiozetetes cayanensis, 3784 nucleotides long. It is a transcript of the gene OXSM, whose product is annotated as 3-oxoacyl-ACP synthase, mitochondrial. Lineage: Eukaryota; Metazoa; Chordata; Aves; Passeriformes; Tyrannidae. The record is from RefSeq and is a predicted model, not a curated record. The transcript is spliced from 3 exons. The coding region runs from base 178 to 1563 and encodes 461 amino acids. Gene Ontology annotation, molecular function: 3-oxoacyl-[acyl-carrier-protein] synthase activity. Gene Ontology annotation, biological process: fatty acid biosynthetic process.
GGGACGGCAAUGGCGGCGCAGGGCAGUCCAGUGGGGACGGGGUUUGACUCCUGGUGUAGGCAUUAAAAGUAGUCACUGCCCUUCAAACAGCCGGGGCCGUCCGGUAAUGCUUGUUUCCGGGGGGAAGUUUUCCCGCAGAGCAGUUACAGGAAUGUGCUUGAACUGAUAAUUGCCACCAUGUUCUCACAACGCUCACAGGAUCUGUUAAAGAUUGCAAAUACUCAUCUCCAGAGACUGAAUUUAAAUUUACAUUUGCAAAACCACAGAAGAGCUUUCAGCAAGUCACUGCCUGCAUGUCGAAGGAAAGUAGUGGUUACAGGUAUUGGCUUAGUGUCCCCUCUUGGUGUGGGGACUCAGUUUGUGUGGAAGCACCUUCUUGAAGGAGGCAGCGGGAUUACGUCGCUAGAUGGGGAAGAAUAUGCAGGCAUCCCAUGUAGAGUGGCUGCCUGUGUGCCAAGGGGAAACAAGGAGGGUCAGUUCAGUGAAGAAAGCUUUGUGUCAAAGUCAGAGAUCAAAUCCAUGAGUUCUGCCACUGUGAUGGCCAUCGGUGCAGCAGAACUAGCAAUGAAGGACUCCGGCUGGUCUCCCCAGUCCGAACAGGAUCGCUUAAGUGCCGGUGUGGCAAUUGGGAUGGGAAUGGUUCCACUGGAAGAAAUUUCUGAGACAGCUGCCUUAUUUAAAACAAAGGGUUACAAUAAGGUCAGCCCGUUUUUUGUCCCAAAGAUUUUAGUCAAUAUGGCAGCAGGCCAUAUCAGCAUUAAGUACCAAUUGAAAGGACCGAAUCACGCUGUGUCAACCGCUUGUACCACAGGCGCGCAUGCGGUUGGAGACUCCUUUAGGUUUAUUGCUGCUGGUGAUGCUGAUGUCAUGUUGGCUGGAGGGACUGAGGCUUGCAUUAGUCCUUUGUCUUUGGCUGGAUUCGCAAGAGCUCGGGCCCUCAGCACGAGUUUUAACUCGAGCCCUAAAACGGCCUGUCGACCGUUUGAUUCGAAGAGAGAAGGGUUUGUAAUGGGAGAGGGUGCUGCUGUGCUGGUCUUGGAAGAGUAUGGACACGCCGUACAAAGAAGUGCUAGGAUCUAUGCCGAAGUUUUAGGUUAUGGACUGUCUGGUGAUGCUUGCCACAUAACAGCACCUAAUCCAGAGGGAGAUGGUGCAUUCAGGUGUAUGUCUGCAGCAAUAAAAGAUUCUGGGAUCAAACCUGAAGACGUAACAUAUGUCAAUGCACAUGCAACUUCUACACCUCUAGGGGAUGCUGCUGAGAAUCAAGCAAUCAAGAGACUUUUUAAAGAUCACUCACGUAAUAUUGCAGUGUCCUCAACAAAAGGAGCAACAGGACAUCUCUUGGGAGCUGCAGGAGCUAUUGAGGCAGCUUUUACUGCACUGUCCUGUUACCAUGGAAUUUUGCCACCUACUCUAAACUUAGAGAAAACAGAGGCGGAGUUUGAUCUCAAUUAUGUUCCAUUAACUGCUCAGGAGUGGAAAUCUGAAAAACGGCGUAUAGCACUCACAAAUUCAUUUGGCUUUGGUGGUACUAAUGCAACUUUGUGCUUUGCAAGUGUUUAACUUAUGCUGUGCAUGUUAAGAAAAAAUGGCACCAAUGAUGGUUUUCUGUACUUCUGCUCCUGGUGUGAACUGUAAUCUCGUCUCGGCUUUGAGAGUUGCUCAUUUGAGACAUAAGAACUUUAUUCACUCUAACAUUUACAUCAGUAAUUCUUUUUGAAAGACGCAACUUCUUUUACUCAUUUUAAUAAAAAUAAAUAAAGGGUCUAUUCUUUGUGUGGUGAAGAAGUUUUUGUUCUUGACUAGAACAGGAGACAUUGUGGUUAAAUUUUAUUAGUAUAGAUUUUUGGAUGUGUGUGACACAGAAGUUGUUCAGAAACAUUUAUGCAAAAGAGAUGCUGGCUGACAAGCUAGAGCUCCACAGUUGGUGACUUAACUGCGUGAUGAUACAAGGUUUAUGACUGAGCUCCCCUUUGUUACCCCUCCAUACGUAAUUCUGCCUUUUUCUUCCUUGUAAGUUGUCUCAAAUGUCAUAGAUUUAUGUGCAUUCUUCCACACAAGUGGAAACUUGGAAAAACAAGGCAUCUUCUAUGAAAAAAAAGAAAAAACAUAUGCAGAAACAAAUCUGGGUCUUGUGUCAAGGAGGAGAAAGGGGAAAAAAGAGAAUAGGAAAAUUAAACUAUACCUAAAGCUAACAUGGUAAUGGUGGUUUAGGGUUUUUUCCUGCAAAGAGCAAGUAAAGGACUUCAGCUAUUCCUUCUGGCAUCAGCCAGCAUCUCAGCCAAGUAGUGGCUUGACUGAUAGUGCAGAUGUGAGUGAAGCUGGAUAUCCCUGUUGGUGGGUUGGUUCAUUAAAAGACUUUUUACCAGUAUUCUUUUUGAAAUUGUCAGUCUUAACCUUUGACCCGUGUAAGUGGAAGCAAAGUAACUCAGUGGAUUUAAAAUAAACGACAUAAAAAGUAGCUCCGCUGUAAGUAAAUUUAAUUCUGGAAAAAGCUUACUAAUGGGCUAUCAUGAGGCUUAGCUGUACCCUAAAACCUCAUUAUUUAUACAAAUGGUCUGAAUGCUGAAAUUGAACUGCAUAAUUUUUGCAUUUGCUCUCUUUACUGAAUAGAAAGUUAAAGAGGCUGAUGUGAAAAAUGCAGGCAGAGAAUGAUUAAGACUAUUUCAGAAGCUAAGCUCAUAGAGAACAAUGCAGUCCAAAGCAGAUUAAUGAACAGUAAACCAGAAAGUAAAAUAAUAUAUUACCAAAGGGAAAAUGUGAAAGCAUGCAAGCGAGAGACAGUAUGGGAGUAUGCUGUCAGGGAAAAUACUAACAAACCUCUUAGCGUAUGAUAAUUAACAGUGGCAGUACAAUGAAUGAGGAUGUGGAUUGCAUCCAAUAUAAAAGGCAGAAUAUAAAAUUCAAUGAUGCUCUCUGCAAAUUAUAUGCAAAAAGAAAUUGAUUCAAAGAAUUCAGACUCCAGGAGAGAGCUAGCAGCAGGAUCAUGAAUUCGGAGGAAGUCAUCCAGCAAGCUUCUUCUGGAGACAAUAUUUUUUCAGUUAGUUGUGAUGCAGGGUGGAAGAUGCAAAGACUUGAUAGUGCUACAUUAUUGUGGACCUGAAGUACAGUCUAACUAAACUCACCCAGAUUUGUUACGUGGCUGCAGACCUGUAAUUAAUACUGUGACAGAGAUGCCUCCCUUUCCGUCUGACAGCAGAGAUCGUGGCCCCAGGAGUGUUGGAUGCAGACUGUGGUGUACCGACCAUGAAAAGAGAGAUGAUACUGUCACACAGAAAAAUAGAAACUAAAAUGAUUAAAAGAUCUUUCUCCUCCCUUCAGCCUACUGCAGUUUAAUCAUCUGCUGCAGGUAGCCUUUAAACCAUGAAAGCUUUGUGACAAUAGUUAUUUUAGGUGUUUUGAUUAUGGGUAAUUUUAACAGGCCUAGAUGCAUUAGUAGUAUGCCUUGUAGGGAAUUCAGAUAUUUUAAAAAUGAAUACAGCCCAAAUUUAACCCCUGUCUAUUUGAAUUUUGUUUAUAUAGGUUUCACUUUUAUGUACUUGUUUGAUAUCACCUCUUUUUAUCGCAUACCCUACUUGGCUGAUCAGAGACUACUUACUGCUAAUUACUGCUUUAUUAUGGUAGCUGCAAACAUAAAAGGAAAAUAUAUCUCUCUGUGUUGGUAAUCUAUUAAGUGGGCAAAUGGACCAAUGUUUAAAACAGAAUUCUUUCCUUUAAAAUGUUCCUUUCAUCUUUAAUAAUCAAGAGAUGUAAGGGUCCAGAAUCUGGAUUAAAAAAGCUUCAU